AUGGCUGCAGGGACCAUCCAGGGACUGAGCAGAGAGGUGAGGCAAAGAAGGUCCGCUCCGGACUGGGAACCUGCGGCGCCCUGGACGGAGAGGGGCGGGGAUUCUGCCCUGCAGGCGGGGGGAGGGCAGGUGUCGCUGGCGCAGGCGGUGACGGAGAACACCGCCGCCACUGAAUAUCCCUGUGCAAGUUUCUUCACCUUCCUCUGCAUCAGUGUUUACACUGGGGCCAGGAGCCGGGGACAGGACGGAGUGGAGCGUUCCCCAGAGGAGGGCCGGCAAACGUUUCAGGUGGAUCCCAGCCUUGGACUGAGCGCAGCGGCGGGGCGGGGCGGGGUCGGACGGAGGGCACGUCACCGGCCUGGGCGGGGCACCCAACAACCAAUCGGCUUGGGGUUCUCUUUGCAACUCAACCGCGGAUCUCCGCUGCGACAGCGAUUCCGGUGCCUUGCGCUGCAGAUCCCCCAUGGCAGAGGCCGCCAGCCCCACGUUCCUUCUGUGCCUCCCGCUUCUGUUCCUGCUGUCCGGCUGGUUCGGGGCAGGGAGGGCCGACAUGGACAACAGUGGUGUGAGGUCCAAGGCCAGGUGGAUCAGAAGAAUUUCCUCUCCUAUGACUGUGGCAGUGACAAGGUCUUAUCUAUGGGUCACCUAGAAGAGCAGCUGGAUGCCACAGAUGCCUGGGGAAAACAAUUGGAAAUGCUGAGAGAGGUGGGACAGAGGCUCAGACUGGAACUGGCUGACACUGAGCUGGAGGAUUUCACACCCAGCGGACCCCUCACGCUGCAGGCCAGGAUGUCUUGUGAGUGUGAAGUCGACGGACCCAUCCGUGGAUCUUGGCAGUUCAGCUUCAAUGGACAGAAGUUCCUCCUCUUUGACUCAACCAACAGAAAGUGGACAGUGGUUCAGGCUGGAGCCAGGCAGAUGAAAGAGAAGUGGGAGGACAGCGAACUAACCAUGUUCUUCCAGAAGGUCUCGAUGGGAGACUGCAAAACCUGGCUUAGGGACUUCCUGAUGCACAGGGAGAAGAGGCUGGAACCCAUAGAACCACUCACUGUGGCCCCACGCACAGCCCAAACCAAAGCCAUGUCCACCAACCUCAAUCUCUGGAGCCACCUCAUCAUUCUCUGCUUCAUCCUCCCUGGCAUCUCAGGAGAGUCCUUUAGAGUGACAGGUACUGUGGGCAAAACUGUGAGGGGAACAAGAGACAGAUGGGUGAGGUGGGAGGAAGGGAAAGAGAAUUCCCAGAGCCCCACCCCUCCCCAUGGCCGGGACCUUCUCAUCCUGACAUGAGACAGGUCAAUAAGACCUGGUGUCACCUGUUGGCAAUGACCUGGGCAGCUCAACCUUGAGUUCUGAUGGAUUCUCACUGUCAGAGGGCAGAGGGAAAGGGAGAGGCUCACACCAAAGCUCAGGGCCUAUUGAGCUCGAGAGGGUUUAGCCAAUUCAGGCCUGUUUCAGAGCAGGUUUCUAUUCAGGAAGGGUAGUGGUGUGUGGCCUGCAGGCAGCAGGAACCCAGGCAUGGGCAGUCCGCGCAAUAGGAGAGGAGCAGCAUGGCUGUUUCACCUAGGAUGUCAAGGGAAAGGGUGUCCCUGGAGGAGGCUAAGAAGAGAGCCAUCUGGAGGAAUCCCAGGACAAGGGGGCUGUGAGGGCCUUGGCCCACCCAGUUCCUAAAGCUUCAUUCCCAGAGAAAGCACCUUGAGUUCCAACAGUUAGGGUGGAAGAUGAAGAGUAGAGCAUGUCCAGGAUGAGUUUUAGGAAAAGGCCAAGCCCCUUGGACCCAUGGGAUUCGUGGCCAGGCCCUGAGGUGAUGCCCCUGCCAUUAUGCCUCCUGCAUACUCCAGAUCCUGAGUCAGCUGAUGGCCCUGCCUGGAGCAGAGUGGACUCAGACAGGGAAGCUGAGGUGCUGCUGAAAUUCCAUGGUCACCACUGAGCUUAGCCAGGAAUGAAUGGGGUAGGGCAGGGACAGUUCCAUUCAGAGCUAUGGGUGCAGCUCCCAGGGUGAGGAGAGGCUGAGAGAGAAGGGGAAAGAAGGAAGUUUGCCUGCAAGCCCACCCAAGGCCAGGAAACAUGGAUCCAGAUACUUCUGUUUGGACAGGGCUCCUCCAGGUCGUCUAGACCCUUCGAUGACAGGGAGGAGCAGUACCUGAGUGAGGGUGCAGACCCCUCAUUACCAGCCUCAGUUCUGAGCCUCCCUGGGCUGUAACAGGACCUGGGCUGGCUCUGUGGUGUGGUGAAGGAGGGAGGAGGUUGGGACAGGCUGCAGAGCCAGGGGUAGGGUUGGAGGGAGAAACGUAUUCCAUAUUUGGAGGAGAGGCUCCGAAAUGGGGAGGGUCUGGGAGGGAUCACCCAGGAGAACAGAUCCAGGUUUUUGUCAGCCACUUAAACCAACACUUCAUCUUUUGUCAAGGUGAAAGAUGAUAUCAAGAACCCCCGUUAGUCUGGUCUGGUUCCUGCUCUCCCUUUAGAGAGGCCGCCUGUCUACUCACCACUGUGCCUUUCUAGAAAGCAGGAGUUCAAGCCUUAGCAAGUCCACAGUGUUGCAGGAAGUCAGGGACCACAAAUGGAGGGACAGGCUGGAGCUGUGGCAGAGGAACAUAAGUUGUGAAGAUUUCAUGGAUAUUUAUUACUUCCCUAAUAAUACUCUUAUAAUU
Molecule: messenger RNA, 2648 nt
Organism: Cercocebus atys (sooty mangabey)
Lineage: Eukaryota; Metazoa; Chordata; Mammalia; Primates; Cercopithecidae
Exons: 6
Coding region: 1-1287 (428 amino acids)
Biological process (GO): antigen processing and presentation of endogenous peptide antigen via MHC class I via ER pathway, TAP-independent; antigen processing and presentation of endogenous peptide antigen via MHC class Ib; positive regulation of T cell mediated cytotoxicity
Cellular component (GO): external side of plasma membrane
Source: RefSeq, a predicted model, not a curated record